AUGGUUCAGGAGGCCAUCACCCGGGUCGACUCUAGCGAGCGUUCCAGCAAUGAUCAAAACAGUGCCGAGAAGGGAUACUUUGAGCAAGUUGACCUCCAGAACAAUGUUUCAGCGAGGAUCAAGAACCCUUUGGCCAGCUUGACCAAGAAUCAGGUUCUGCGCGACGUGGAAGAGUUUGCCGAGGAAUACAACGUGACAGACAUCCUAUCCGAGUUGAAAAAAGGAGCGCUAGUUGCGCGUGAUCCUACCGAAUUUGAGACAGUGGCAGACUUGACUGAGCCUGAGCUUACUGCCCUGCAUGACGAAGUGCUUCAUAAAUGGCGCCAGCCUAGAUCACUUUACUUCACCAUCAUGCUGUGCUCUAUUGGUGCAGCCGUGCAAGGAUGGGAUCAGACUGGCUCCAAUGGUGCUAACCUGUCAUUCCCUGAUGCUUUUGGUAUAUCAGACGAUCCCAAAAAGAGCGCUCAGGCCGAGCUGAACCUAUGGCUCAUCGGUAUCGUCAAUGCUGCUCCCUACAUCGCCAGUGCUUGCCUUGGAUGCUGGCUCUCGGAUCCAUGUAAUCGGAUCCUGGGCCGCCGCGGUACAAUCUUCAUCUCGUCUAUCUUUUGCGUCAUUACCCCCAUUGGCUCUGCAGUUGCCCAGAACUGGGUACAGUUGUUUGUGGUCCGUCUUCUCUUGGGUAUUGGAAUGGGUUUGAAGGCCUCGACAAUUCCAAUCUUUUGCGCUGAGAAUACUCCUGCUGUUAUCCGCGGUGGUCUGGUCAUGUCCUGGCAGCUUUGGACCGCUUUUGGCAUUUUCCUCGGAUUUAGUGCCAACCUUGCUGUCAAGGAUACUGGCAAAAUAUCCUGGCGUCUACAGCUCGGAUCGGCCUUUAUCCCGGCUAUCCCUCUCCUUUUGGGGGUUUACUUCUGUCCAGAGUCACCUCGAUGGUACAUUCGACGUGGCGAGAUGAGCAAGGCGUACCGGUCUCUGUGCCGUCUCCGUAACACGCCUUUGCAGGCUGCUCGCGACCUUUACUACAUCCAUGCCCAGAUCAAGAUUGAGAUGGACUUAAUUGGCGAGAGCAACUAUGUCACCCGCUUCAUUGAGCUGUUCACUAUCCCUCGUGUCCGUCGUGCCACUCUUGCUUCGUUCGUUGUCAUGAUCGCCCAGCAGAUGUGUGGUAUCAACAUUGUUGCUUUUUACUCGUCGACUGUCUUUAAAAACGCCGGUGCAAAUGAUACACAGGCUUUGUUUGCCUCCUGGGGAUUUGGGUUGGUUAACUUUGUGUUCGCUUUCCCUGCCAUCUGGACCAUCGAUACAUAUGGCCGCCGGACUCUUCUUUUAUGGCAUGGACUUUGCUUGGGGCUGCUUUCUGCUUCUGGACUCCCCGAGGGUACGGGUCACCUGGCUUCAAUCGCUUUCUUCGUGUUCCUGUUCGCUGCAUUCUAUUCGCCCGGUGAAGGACCCGUGCCGUUCACUUAUUCGGCGGAGGUAUUCCCUCUGUCCCAUCGUGAGGUUGGCAUGUCCUGGGCUGUGGCAACCUGUCUAGGUUGGGCUGCCGUGCUUGGAAUCACGUUCCCCAAAAUGUUGAGUGCAAUGACUGCCACUGGAGCAUUUGGAUUUUAUGCUGGGCUGAACGUGACUGCAAUGGUCAUGAUUUUCCUUUGGGUUCCCGAAACCAAGCAACGCACUCUGGAAGAGCUGGAUUAUAUCUUCGCAGUUCCUACUCGGGUGCACAUGAAGUAUCAAGUCACCAAAGCGCUACCAUACUGGUUCAAGCGAUACAUUUUCCGCCAGAAUGUUGAGCUGGAGCCUCUUUAUCAGUUUGACCAUAUUGCGAGUGGUAAUGAGGAUAGUGUUGUUUCUGACCAUGUUAAGUCUAGGGAAAAUGUGCUCCACAAGGUUUUCGCAGCAUCCAUGGUUGCUGGGGGAUCAGCUAAUGUGGAGAGAUAUGAUCAGGACAAGUUCAAUAUUAGUAAUAUAAUUAGUAUAUAUAAUAGUAAAUAG
Molecule: messenger RNA, 1989 nt
Organism: Penicillium verrucosum
Lineage: Eukaryota; Fungi; Ascomycota; Eurotiomycetes; Eurotiales; Aspergillaceae
Exons: 8
Coding region: 1-1989 (662 amino acids)
Biological process (GO): transmembrane transport
Cellular component (GO): membrane
Molecular function (GO): myo-inositol:proton symporter activity
Source: RefSeq, a predicted model, not a curated record